Messenger RNA from Ascoidea rubescens DSM 1968, 1572 nucleotides. RefSeq names its product FMN-dependent alpha-hydroxy acid dehydrogenase. The transcript has a single exon. The coding region runs from base 1 to 1572 and encodes 523 amino acids. Gene Ontology annotation, biological process: lactate metabolic process. The record is from RefSeq and is a predicted model, not a curated record. Gene Ontology annotation, molecular function: heme binding; L-lactate dehydrogenase (cytochrome) activity. NCBI's taxonomy places the organism in Eukaryota, Fungi, Ascomycota, Saccharomycetes, Ascoideales, Ascoideaceae.
AUGUCCAAAAUAUCUUCAGAAGAACUCGCAAAACACACGUCUGAAAAGGACUGUUGGUUGGCCAUUCAUGGAAAGGUCUACGACAUGACAACUUUCUUGGAAGAGCAUCCUGGUGGCUCCAAAAUUCUUUUGAAAUAUGCCGGGAAGGAUGCCACCAAACCCUUCGAUCAAAUACACUCCACUUCUAUCAUAGACUUCUUUGAAGAUGACGACAACACAAUGGGAACUUUCGAUGCUCCUCCUCCAUCAACCAAAUCCGCUUCUCAAGAUGACGAAGACGAUGAAGACAACGAAGGAGACGGAGACGAAGAAGGAGAUGAUGAGGAUGAAGAAGAUGAUGAUGAGGAUGCAGAUGGAAAAGAAAAGUCCUCUGAUUCCUCCAAUACCGACAAAAAUGUCGUUAUCAUGAGAAACAACGAACUCAAACCAACUCUAGACCAAAUCUUCAGCUUGAAUGACUUUGAAUAUGUCGCCAGAUAUUCAAUGCCUGUUCCUGCCUGGGCCUAUUACUCUUCAGGUGGUGACGACGAGAUAACCUACCGUGAAAACCAUCUUGCUUACCAGAGAAUCUUCUUCAAACCAAGAAUCCUCAUAAACGUUCUCGACAUCAACUUGUCAACCACUUUACUAGGCUCCAAGACCUCUGCACCAUUCUACAUUUCUGCCACUGCCUUAGCUAAGUUAGGCCACCCAGAUGGUGAGAAAUGCCUAACAAGAGCCUGCGGCAAAGAAAACAUCAUCCAAAUGGUCUCAACAAUGUCCUCCUACUCCUUCGAAGAUAUCAUGAACACUUCCCUCCCCGACCAAGACCUAUGGUUCCAACUAUACGUCAACUCAAAUCGUAAAAUCUGCGAAAAAAUCAUUAAAAAAGUCGAAAAACUAGGCUACAAAUCAAUCUUCGUCACUGUUGAUAACGCCCAUCCCGGUAACAGAGAAAAGGACAAAAGAAACAAAUCAUUUGUCAUCUCAAACUUAUCCCUUCAAUCAACCUCUCAGUCCUCAAACACAAUGAUCGACCCCAGAUUAUGCUGGGACGACAUCAAAUGGAUCCAGUCAAUCACAAAGUUGCCAAUCGUAAUCAAGGGUGUCGGUACCGUUGAAGACGCCGUAAAGGCGAUCGACUACAACGUUCAGGGCAUUGUUCUCUCAAACCAUGGUGGCAGAGAAUUGGAAUUUGCUCGUCCUCCAAUUGAAGUCCUAGCUGAACUAAACCCCAUAUUGAAACAGAAAAACCUAAAGGGCAAAUUCGACGUCUAUAUCGAUGGUGGUGUUAGAAGAGGCACUGAUAUAAUAAAAGCUCUAUGUCUCGGUGCUAAAGCUGUGGGUAUUGGUAGAUCCUUCCUAUAUGCCCUAUCAACCUACGGUGAUGAUGGUGUAGAAAAAGCCAUAAAAAUUCUUAAAGAUGAAUUGCUAAUGAAUAUGAGACUAUUGGGUGUCACUAGUUUGGACCAGCUAAAUGAUAGAUAUAUCGACAUUAAGGGGUUGGAAAGUAGAAGCUUUGUGGGUUUCGACAAUUUCAUUGAAAGAAUUUAUGAACCAAUGGCUCUACCAAAAUACAAAUCUAAAUUAUAG